GCUUGACACUGGACCCGUACAGCCAACCCCAGACAACCUCUCCCACCCGAUAGGCGUAGGUAGCUGCGCGCAUCGUCGGCACGGCGCUCGCUACACAAGUCCUACUACCAUGCCAUGGCUGCGUUCCAUUCAUUGUCGUCCGGCGCGACGCCCGGCGACGGCAUGAGUCUCAAUAGUGCCGUGGUCGACGGCAUAGAUUCUUCUCUUUUUGACGAUUCACUGCUAGAUACCGUCAAUGGAACGUUUCCCACCUUACCAUUUACGCCCACCUACGGCUUCGAAGAAUUCUCCGCAACAGGCUUCGAAGACCCCUUCGCAUACUCAAAUCGACAGUACGAGGUACCGCCCGCCCCCGAGGAUUUCAACCAGGACUCGCCCACGCAGGAGCUGGACAAUAAGCUGCUUGGGUUUUCGGCUCCAACGUUGAAAGCGACGCUGUUGGACGGGACGGGCCAACAUGUAGAACCCAGCAUGACUGCCGAGCUGUACGGCAUGUUCUUCGUUGCCGAGGACGUCUUUGGCGCCGAGAACAGCGGCAGACCCCUCGAGUUGACGUGCUACCGGCGGAACCUGUGGCAGUGCUCUGGCCAGGUAACCAUACCGCGACACAUUACCCACGUGGUGGACGAGCAGGGGCGGCAGAUGCCCAUAUUCGAGCUGUCCGCCUCGAUAACGGCCAUCGAGUCCAUCGAGGGCAAGAUCACGGAGAUCAUAUCAAUACCUUGGAAGAGCGCGCAUCCCAUAGGCGCCGAGGAGCCCAAGUCCAAUGGCGGACCGCCCAAUAUCGUCCUGGACCUGGCCAACGGGCAAGAGGUGGAUGCGAACAGGGUUUCCCUGCCGUUAUCGUGGAAGAGGCUACAGUUCAAGCACGCGACGGCGAACAACGGAAGGAGGAAGGGUCUCCAGCAACAUUACAUUGUGGAAAUCAGUUUGGUCGGCAAGCUGCAGUCGGGCGAAUACAUCAAGAUUGCCGAAACUCACUCCGGCCCCGUCAUCGUCAGAGGCCGCAGCCCGAGGAAUUUCGACAGCCGGAAGGACAUUCCCCUGACAGGUGGAGAUAAGAAGGUCGGCGGGAGGAGCAACAGCGACGCUACCGCUGCAACACCCCAGAAGGAGAAUGGCGGCAACAACGGCAUGCCCACGCCGGUACCCAAAUAUCAGACUGUUGGAAACGUUCAACAACCAGCAGACUGGGCGCCGCCUCAGCUAUAUCGUGAGUCGAGCGGGGGCCAGCCACCGGCGAAGAAGCUCGCCAUGUCACCGGGUAUCAACAGACCACCCAUACCGGCUUGGUCCUCGGAUCCCUCGAGAAGCCUGGGCAGGGCAUCGGCGUCCAUGUCGGUGUCGCGUGGUGCAAUAUCCGGCCCAAUAAACUUGUCCCUCUCAGAAGACGAGAGGAGUCCGAAUAGAUCGAAUUCGGACGUGCAGAGCCCGCAGUUCACCAAAUCCACGGCGGCGGCUGGCCAUAACCCGAGUCAGAGUCCCAAGGAAGAGGACGAUCUGCUCUAUGAAUACUUUCCGCUCAGCGUGGACGACUGGAUGCCGCCAGUCGAGGCAAUCUAUCGCCCUCAUGUAGUGCACCACACCAUUGUACCGCCAGAAAUCAAGGCACAGCAACUUCGGAGCAAGGCAAAGAGGUAUUUUACUGCCGAAUCGUAGGUUUAUAUACGGAUAUAUGGGGGCAUAUUUGAUACGAAUUGACGAAGCCGCAUCUUGUUCGUUUUUUAUUUUCCCUUUAUUCGCUUGGUUCCUUAUCUUGGAUGUGUAUUAUACGGUAAUGUUUUACAUUGAGCUGCUUGCUACGGAUGUGCAGAGACGAGAGUCGGGAAUAUUGGGUGAAGGGCAUUGGGUGACAUUGGGAAAUUAGGUCUGAUGCGGUUAUACCCGAGUUGUAGGUGACGAAGAGACUCAAAUACAAAACGAUGGACUUUGAUCGGCUCGGCUCCUUUCAGAGGUCGGGUUUUUCAUUCGCAGCGUUGCAUGCUACACGGUACUUGACGUAUCAAACAUCCAAAAGAUGCAACAC
Colletotrichum godetiae is the source of this 2026-nucleotide messenger RNA. RefSeq names its product NDT80/PhoG like DNA-binding protein. Gene Ontology annotation, cellular component: nuclear chromosome. The coding region runs from base 115 to 1659 and encodes 514 amino acids. Gene Ontology annotation, biological process: meiotic cell cycle; positive regulation of transcription by RNA polymerase II. Lineage: Eukaryota; Fungi; Ascomycota; Sordariomycetes; Glomerellales; Glomerellaceae. The record is from RefSeq and is a predicted model, not a curated record. Gene Ontology annotation, molecular function: DNA binding; DNA-binding transcription factor activity. The transcript has 3 exons.